This is a messenger RNA of Gryllus bimaculatus (two-spotted cricket), 1197 nucleotides long. The record is from the annotation of a GenBank genome assembly. NCBI's taxonomy places the organism in Eukaryota, Metazoa, Arthropoda, Insecta, Orthoptera, Gryllidae.
GGCGUUAGUGACUGCAGUCCUGUUCCUUCCGCGUGUUGGAAGUCAUCAGCUCUUUCGCUGUUGUUCACGAGCCACAGCAGCACGCAUUUUUUUUGGAUCCGGGAGAUCUGCGAUAGAUAGCAUCCACCUCACGAGCAAUGGCAGAGGGAGAUCAGACGGCGGUUGCUGCAAGCCCCGGAGGGAGUGCUGAGUCAGCUGGAGCAGCCACUGCUGCCCCAACGCAAGAGCCAGACAAUGGAGAUGCGCAGUUGUCCCCCAUGGAGCUGGAGCUCGAGAUGGUGACAACAGAACGUGAUGAUUACCGGCGCAAACUUGAAGCAGUUGAAGCAGAAUUAGCAGCUCUGACUGCAGCAUCUCCAAAUGUUGAUACCAUCAACAAGUUGCAGCAAGAUAAUGAUCAUCUACGAAAAACAUUAAAGAAAGCCACAGACAUGUUGAGAGAGAAAAUAACUUCAUGUAAUAUGCAAGAGAAAAAGAAUCAAGCUCUAACUCAACAAGUGUCUACACUAAAAGAUGUUCUACAAGUCACCAGAGAUUUACUCAACAUUCGAAAUAUGGAAGUAGAACAACUGCAAAAGAAUGUGGAUUCUAUGGAAUCCAGAAUUGAUGAUAAUCGGCGGCGUCAAACAGCAAUGAUAAAACAGAUGGAGCAGGCUACUAAGAUAAAUGGUGACUUAAGAAAUGAGUAUGAAACACAACUGAGACUCUUCCAAUCUCUCAAAGAGCGCUAUGAAGAAAAAGUAACAAAACUCACAAGUUUAGCAAUUCAGGGACAAAGACACAAUUCUGAAGGUAGCGAUCAUUUUGAAGAUGCGGCUGAUUCUGCUGACAGAACAGAAGUAGUAAAUACAACAGACAAAAAUUCAGCUGAAGCAGGAACUGUGGCUGAAACAUCUGAUUUUGCAGAAAAUUCAAACAUAUCAGCUAAAGAUGUGGGAAAAGUUGCAUCAGAAACAAACAAUCCAGAAAUUGAAACAACAAAUGCUUCAGAUAUAAUUGCCACAGAAAUAAAAAUUCCACAAACCAGCACUUCAGAAACAAUUGUUCCAGACAUUGCCACAACAGAUGGCCUCAAUACUCCAGAAAUCUCACAACUAGGCAAAUUGGAUGCACAAGAAACAUCUGCACCAAAAACAAGUGAUUCACAAUAACUUACACUCACAAGUGAUGAGAUUUAAUUUGAUAUUACAUACUACC